GGGAAAUUGAGACGAGCCAAACAGAGAAAAGAAUAACUCAGCCAUGACCAACAAGGCAGUCAGCCGCAGCGACAAUUUCAGUAGGAUUAUUUCUGCAGUCAGAUUCGAAAUAUCCCGCGCAAUGUGUGUCGGCGCUGUUUUUCUGUUCGGAGUAGCCGCGCCUUGGUGCUGCAGAGGACGCCGAAGUCGGAACUACGCGCGGAGGAACACCAGCCUUCGGAGCGCGCGCGCGCGCGUUGAAAGCUGCGAUCGAGCAGCCAUUUGCCAGCGACGGCACAUUCUUCUACCGUGGUUGAUGGUUCUCACUGCUUUGAACCCCCAAGACUCCACGGACUGCGGCUGCGGUCGUUUCAUUGCCAACUGUGAGGAUGAAGCAGCUUCAUGGCCGGAGAUCGGGCGCCUCCCAUCAGUUUCCCUUUUCAGCAAUAGAGGCCUUGGAGGCCUUUCUACCUGCGUUGCAUCCUGUGGCUGGACCACUCCAACGAUCUCGGCAGAAUCGUUACACAGGAAGAAGUCUGGCUGGCCCCAAGCCUGGUGCAAAAUGAAGAAAUGGCACUCCACAUCAAUUCAUGUUUACUUGUCAUAACCAGUCUGUUAGCUUAAUUUUUGGUUCUUCCUAUUGAAUUCUCAAGAAAGGUACCAACUCUGUCAUUCAUUGAAAACAAAUUUUUGCACUUGGGGAUGCAGCCAUACACAAAGCCUUUGAGCUCAUUAAUAUCUUUAUUUUUUAAAGAAAGUGCAGCUCCUGCGUGGAGCAAUAGGUUGAAUAAGACGAGGGUAAAUGAAAAGAUGGUGAAAUUAGUCAUCAACAGCUGUCCAACAAAGGAAGUCUCAAGCUGGAGGCAACAUCUUUGGAAGAGAACCAAAUGGCUCCAGCCUGAGACAUUCGUUGUUCAACCUGGCAAGUCUCCUUCUCGAAAUAUUUCCUCUAGCCUGAGACCUAUAUCCAUUCCACCACCCUUGACCAACAAUACACCUAUACAUUUGGCAACCCAUGGAAAGGUAGCAAAUUCACAUUCAAGGAAAGGGAAUGUAGUGUGCACCCUGGAAGGUAGCAUGAACAGUAUUUUAUUUACUUAAUGAAAUGCAGAUUUGCUAUCCAAUUACCUUAUUUUGAUCCCCGUUUUAUAAUUGGACAGCAUGGUUCCUCAGAGAGAAUAAUAAUUCGAAGCUCACACAAUUUUGCUCCUUCAUGUCCGUUAAAUCUGUCCGGGUUGCUACACUAUCAGCCCUGUCUGCAAUUGCAUAGCAGUGUUUUGAGCAUGCAUCCAAAUUCAAAAGAAUAGUUAGGCUUCUACCUCAGAAUGUUUGCUACUGUGUUGCAGCUCGAAUUCUAUGUUUAGGUGGUCACUGUGAUGCCAUGUGCUUUUUAAAUAAGACCAAUAUGCUAUUUGAAGGGCAAUUAAAUGCAAUCUCAAAUGACCUCAGCUCGGGGAAUGACACUAUUGGAGUUCAAUGUGAUAAGGAGGAUUUGAUUUCUGAAAACAAGGCACUUAAACGGGAGAAAGCAUGACUAAUUUCGUCUAAAGAUGCUGCUAUUGGAUAUGAUCAGCGAAGGUACUUGUUCGUGGCUGCAUUUGCAACAUGUUACAUUGCUGGCUUUAUAUAUUGCACUGGGUACAGUGAAAUGUUGCUGCUUGCACAAUAUUCAACUAAACAUGGUAGCCAUGCUAAUAUGUCCAUGCAGAACACAACUCAU
This is a messenger RNA of Dermacentor andersoni, 1699 nucleotides long. The record is from RefSeq and is a predicted model, not a curated record. Lineage: Eukaryota; Metazoa; Arthropoda; Arachnida; Ixodida; Ixodidae.